Messenger RNA from Exophiala spinifera, 2109 nucleotides. RefSeq lists its product as uncharacterized. The record is from RefSeq and is a predicted model, not a curated record. The coding region runs from base 1 to 2109 and encodes 702 amino acids. The transcript is spliced from 4 exons. Gene Ontology annotation, biological process: urea transmembrane transport. Gene Ontology annotation, molecular function: urea transmembrane transporter activity. Lineage: Eukaryota; Fungi; Ascomycota; Eurotiomycetes; Chaetothyriales; Herpotrichiellaceae. Gene Ontology annotation, cellular component: plasma membrane.
AUGGGCGUCUACGUCAACACCGGAGGGCUCACAUUGCUCUCUCAAGGUACGGGGUAUGGACUCCUUAUUGGACUCUCUAUUCUCUUUUGCGGGGUCAUUUUGAUUGCGGUCAAGAUACAAAAGGCUUAUCUCAAAGAAGAUUCCGGAAAGUCUGAGAUGUUCAUGGUUGCGAAUCGAACAGUAGGGACGGGUUUGACGGCCUCAGCUGUCUUUUCGUCUUGGAUGUGGAUCAAUGAGACGGUUUUCGCUUGCGUUGUCGGUUACGCAUAUGGAAUUGCUGCACCAAUGUGGUACGCUACAGGCCUCGCCUUCCAAAUUGCUUUGAUGGCUGUCUUGGGUAUCAUGGCCAAAAUUCGAAUUCCUUUCGCCCACACAUCUCUUGAGAUCAUUCGGGCUCGAUACGGACGUCUGGGGCAUGUCGUUUUCAUCGUGCUGAGCUUAGCGCUGAACAUAUUCGGAUGUUCAGCAAUGAUCUUGACAGGGUCUCAACUCAUAUAUGGCGUGACGGGCAUGCAUAUUGCGGCAUCAACCAUCUUGAUCCCUGUCGGCGUGAUUCUUUACACGGCAGUAGGAGGCUUGAAGGCGACAUUCCUCACCGAUUACCUCCAUACAACCAUUGCCCUUGUUUUGAUUAUUUACUUCACCCUGGCAGUCUUAACCAAUGGACACAUUGGUGGGCUGUAUGGUCUUUACGAGAAGGUCCUCGCUACUGCAGCCGACAAUUACGUCCCAGGAAAUUACCAGGGCUCCCUUUUGACUUUCAAAUCUAAGCCUUCCAUCAUGUUCGGCUUGGUCCUGAGAUUCGGCAAUUUGGCUCUCGUUGUCAUGGAUACGGCGUUCUGGCAAAAAUCCUUCGCCACAGAGAUUGGAGCGACCGUGCCGGGAUACGACCUGGCAGCAUUGGCAAUAUUCGCAGUUCCCUGGGGCCUUGGGACUGUCCUCGGACUAUCAGCAAGAGUGAUACAGACACUACCCAUUUUUCCGACGUAUCCGAAUCCUCUGACUGAAGUUGAAGUAUUCUCGGGCUUGGUCAUGCCAUACACGCUGAAAGCGCUGCUUGGAAACGGCGCACUUGUAGGAUUCCUUUUACUUGUCUUUAUGGCAUUGACAAGUACGGUCUCUUCCUCGAUGAUUGCUGUUAGUAGCAUCUUGUCGUUUGACGUGUACAAGACCUACAUCAAUCCAGGCGCCGGAGACAGACAAAUCGUCCGCGCAAGUCAUCUUGGUGUGAUAUUCCAUGGGUUAUUCAUCGCCGGAUUCUCUUUGAUUUUGAACUACGGUGGUGCAAACAUCAACUGGCUUGCCUAUUUCCUUCCGAUCUUGACUUGUCCAGGGAUAAUGCCACUGAUACUCACCCUCUUCUGGUCCAGACAGUCCAAGCUAGCAGCGGUCGUCUCCCCUCUCAUUGGCCUGGCUACGGGCAUCUCAGUCUGGCUCGGAACAGCCCUAUCAAUAUAUGGAGAGCUUAACAUGACAACAACCCAAGCCCAGGCACCUUGUCUCUAUGGGGCGAUAACGUCCUUGUUUUCACCUGCACUCUACUCGAUCAUCAUCUCUUAUUUCAAACCCGAGCAAUUCGACUGGAAUGUCUUCAUCAAAGUCGGGCCGGUGCAAGAUCGUUCUUCCGGAGACUCUUCCUCUAAUCUAUCUGAUGAGGCUGCUCAGGGCGUUGAAGAAAAGACCGCUGUGCACACAAACUCAAACGUCAUCUCCAAAGAAAUCCUGGAUCUUGAAUCGAUCACACCCAAAGAUGGCACCGAGGCAAAGGGAGUGUCUCAUGCCGUCCCUUUUCCGGCCAGAGCAGACGACCUAUCCCAGUUGGAGCAUCCCUUUGACGCAGAAACGCUGCGGGCACUGCAUCGUUGGUACAGGGUCGCAUGGGGGAUGCUGAUCUUCACCGUGCUCAUUACGUUUGUCGCCUGGCCAAUGCCGCUCUAUCGAAAUUACAUUUUCUCAAAGAAUUUUUUCGCUGGCUGGACGACGGUGGCGAUCGCCUGGCAGUUUUUUGCUUUCUUCGUCGUCGUGGUCUAUCCCCUCUGGGAUGGUCGCCGUGCGAUUGUGACAAGUUGGCACGGUAUGCGCGCAAGCUUCGCCCAGAGAUUUCGAUGA